This is a messenger RNA of Sclerotinia borealis F-4128, 885 nucleotides long. NCBI's taxonomy places the organism in Eukaryota, Fungi, Ascomycota, Leotiomycetes, Helotiales, Sclerotiniaceae. The record is from the annotation of a GenBank genome assembly.
AUGGCCGGAUCUGAUUUACCUUCGGACCCUCCCGGCAUCCAAAAGGCAUUUGCGCUCGAUUUAAAGAAGAGAGGAAAUGAACAUUUUCAAUCGGGAAAUUUUGAGGCUGCGGAGGUGUUGUAUCGGAAAGCUAUCACCUUCGACCCUCGCAACCCUCUCCUCUACACCAACCACGCCAAAGCGCUCCUAAAACUAACCCGAUAUCCCGAAGCCAUCACCGCCUCGCGCGAGGCGCUACAAGUUAUGGCGUUAGCGAAAGAUGGGGAAGUGGUGGUUAGUGUGGCUAUGAAAGCGCAUUAUCAUGUUGCGCAGGGGAUGAGGGGGUUAGGAGAGUAUGAGGGGGCGAUGAGGGAAGUGCAGGUUGCGAGGGGGUUUUGUGAGAAGGGGAUGGAGACGGGGGAGGGUGAUACGGGGAAAAGUUUAAAGAGCAUUUUGGAGUUGGGGUUGAGGUGUAGGAGGGAGGGGUGGGAGAUUAGGGAGGAGAAGAGGAGGAGAGAGAGGAGGGGGUUGGAGGGGGAGGUGCUGGGGUUGAUGAGGAGGGAGGGGAAUGAGGGUGGGGAGAAGGGUAUGGGGGGUUGGGAGAGCAAAAUCGAAGAAGUGGAGAGGGUAUUUCGAUUAGUGGAAACACAGGGGAAAGAGGGCAGAAGAAGGGAAAUGCCCGAUUGGGCUAUCGAUGGCAUUAGUUUUAAUGUUAUGAUUGAUCCUGUUAUGACCAAAACAGGCCAAUCAUACGAGCGAUCAAGUAUCCUACAACAUCUGGAAAGAAGUAAUACAGAUCCGUUAACGAGAGAGGUGUUGAGGAAAACGGAUUUGAGACCGAAUUUGGGGUUGAGGUGUGCUAUUGAGGAGUUUUUGGAGGAGAAUGGGUGGGCGGUUGAAUGGUAG